This is a messenger RNA of Andrographis paniculata, 861 nucleotides long. RefSeq names its product V-type proton ATPase 16 kDa proteolipid subunit. Gene Ontology annotation, molecular function: proton-transporting ATPase activity, rotational mechanism. Gene Ontology annotation, biological process: proton transmembrane transport. NCBI's taxonomy places the organism in Eukaryota, Viridiplantae, Streptophyta, Magnoliopsida, Lamiales, Acanthaceae. Bases 87 to 584 code for a protein of 165 amino acids. The transcript is spliced from 3 exons. The record is from RefSeq and is a predicted model, not a curated record. Gene Ontology annotation, cellular component: proton-transporting V-type ATPase, V0 domain.
UCAAUGGCCUCUAUCGAUCUAUUGAUUCAACUCCCAAUCCCUUACUUCAGUAGAUCGGAUCUCUUCGAAACCCCAAUACGUCAACCAUGUCGUCGACCUUCAGCGGCGAUGAAACGGCGCCCUUCUUCGGCUUUCUCGGCGCUGCUGCAGCUCUCGUAUUCUCCUGUAUGGGCGCGGCUUAUGGGACGGCUAAGAGUGGUGUUGGUGUGGCGUCAAUGGGUGUGAUGAGGCCGGAGCUUGUGAUGAAGUCCAUCGUGCCUGUGGUCAUGGCUGGUGUUUUGGGUAUUUAUGGUUUAAUUAUUGCUGUAAUUAUUAGUACAGGUAUUAACCCUAAGGCCAAGUCCUACUACUUGUUCGAUGGCUAUGCUCACUUAUCUUCUGGACUCGCUUGUGGUCUCGCCGGCCUUGCCGCUGGUAUGGCCAUCGGAAUCGUCGGAGAUGCUGGUGUUAGGGCCAACGCUCAACAACCCAAGCUCUUUGUCGGGAUGAUUCUUAUUCUUAUUUUCGCCGAGGCUUUGGCUCUGUAUGGCCUCAUCGUUGGUAUCAUCCUUUCCUCCCGCGCCGGCCAGUCUAGAGCAGACUAGAAUGGCAGUUGGCUGCAGCACUGUUUUGGGUCCCUUCCAGCCAGGAUUUGCAAGUCAUGUUUGGAAAUUGCUCGGAGAGAAUGAUAGCCCGGAUGAUGUUUGUGGGGUUAGAUUGUGAAAGGGAAGCAUUUUCCAUGAAUAAAGCUUCUGAUAUUUUAUUGAUUCAGGACAACCAUUUGGACUCUUGCCUGUAUUGUUUUGUUGAACCACGAAUUUACGUUGAGCUACAUAUAUGGCGACUUUGCCUGUUUAUAUAUUUUUUUCGACUUGCUAGCAA